Messenger RNA from Anguilla rostrata (American eel), 6568 nucleotides. Its product is annotated as IgGFc-binding protein-like. The transcript has 16 exons. Gene Ontology annotation, molecular function: protein binding. Bases 66 to 6371 code for a protein of 2101 amino acids. The record is from RefSeq and is a predicted model, not a curated record. NCBI's taxonomy places the organism in Eukaryota, Metazoa, Chordata, Actinopteri, Anguilliformes, Anguillidae.
AUUGUGGGGUUGGCGUGCGGCAUUUGGAAAGUGAAGCGACAGCUCUUUGCGCCCUGAUUUCAGCCAUGGGGAUGAAAGGGUUAAUGUCUUGUGUGGCCCUUCUGCUGCUCUGGGUCGACUGCAGCAUGGUGAACUGUGCACCGAAUGAGGAUUGCCAAAUGAAGGGUGAUGCUCCCUCCUGCGUCAAAAAACCACCUGCCCCCAAGAUGGGCACCUGCUUGGCCAUGGGGGACCCCCACUACCGCACAUUCGACGGUCGCUACUUCAACUUCAUGGGAAACUGCACCUACACCAUGGCCAAGAGUUGCCACACGGACAAGGACCAACCCGCCUUUGAAGUGGAAGCUCAGAACACCCGCCGCGGCAAAUCGCCUGUCACCUCCAUCAGCAAGGUCAUAGUCGAAGUCUACGGCUACGUAAUCAGCAUUGUCCGUGGCAAUGUUGGACUGGUCAGGGUUAACUACGAGGGCUGGGGCCUCCCCAUCAGUUUGGAUAAUGGCAAAGUGGUAAUAUCCCAGAGUGGGAUGUCCAUGUUGCUGGAGACGGACUUCGGCCUGACGGUGCAGUAUGACUGGGAUCAGUACAUGGUGGUGACCGUCCCCGGCAGCUACGCGGGAAAGGUGUGCGGCCUCUGCGGCAACUUCAACGGCAAGCAGGACGACGACCUGGCCACUCCCACCGGCUCCCAGGCUAACGAUGUGGUGGCGCUGGGCAAGAGCUGGCGAGUCCAUGGCGUGGCGGGAGACGACGGCAACUCCUGCCAGGAUGAGUGCAUGGGCAAGUGCGCCAACUGCAAGGGCAACUUCUUCGAGAACAUGGAGGCGAAGCUCUUCUGCAGUAUCAUCUCCACGCUGAUGGCCGGGCCCUUCCGGAGCUGCCACACCAUCGUGGAUCCCAAGAUGUUCCAUGACAUGUGCAUGUACGACUUCUGCAUGGGCGAGGGGGCGAAGGAGUACCUGUGCGACUCCCUGCAGGUCUACACCGACGCCUGCCAGCGAGCCGGGAUCAAGGUGUACGACUGGAGGAACCUGGCCGGUUGCCCCAAACCCAAAUGUCCAGAGAACAGUCACUACGAGAACUGUGGAAACGCCUGCCCCGCCUCCUGCGAGAACCCCAAAGCGCCCUCCAAAUGCAAGUUGAGCUGCGUGGAGACCUGCGUCUGUAACCCGGGUUACCUGUUGAGCGGAAACCAGUGUGUGCUCCCUAACCAGUGUGGCUGCAUGUAUGAGGGUCGCUAUGCACAGCCCGGCAAGCCCUUCUGGGGUGACGACAGCUGCACCAAGAGCUGCCAGUGCAACCCGACCAGCGGUAGGGCCGAGUGCCACCGUACGCACUGCCCGUUCGGGAAGCAGUGCGCGGUGGUCGAUGGGAUCAGAGAUUGCUACCCCACCCCCUACGCCAUCUGCCGGGCCACCAGCGACUCCCACUUCCUGACCUUUGAUGGCCAGCAAUACACCUUCCCGGGCACCUGCGUGUACCAGCUGGCUGGUGUCUGUUCCAAAAAGGCCGGCCUGGAGCCCUUUAACGUCUUGGUGCAGAGCGAUGUCCCUGACAACAAGGCAGGCUCCGUUCCCAAGCUGGUGGAGGUCAAUGUCUACGGUUACUCCAUUGUCAUCAGCAAGCGGUACAAUAAAAAUACUGUGAAGAUAAACAAGGAGAUUGUCACCCUCCCAGUAAAUCUGCCCGAUAAGAAGGUGCUUGUCUACAAGAGCGGCCUGUACGCUGUGAUCGAGACCAGCUUCGGGCUGAGGGUGUCCUUCGACUGGGCCGGCGUGGUGAUCGUCAACGUCUCCAUUGCCUACGAAGGUGCCGUGUGUGGUCUGUGCGGAAACUACAACCACGAGGCCAAGGAUGACAUGAAGAUGAAGGACGGAAAGGAAGCCGCCUCCACCAAGGCACUGGGUCAGAGCUGGCGGGUGGCGGAAAUCCCCGGCUGCGUUGAUGGCUGCAGGGGUAACUGCCCCGACUGCGACUUCACGCAGCUGAAGCAGUACGAGUCGCUGUGCCACCCGUUGCUUGACCCCAAGGGGCCCUUCAAAAAUUGUCACCCCCUGGUGGACCCCAAGAGCUUCUACCAGGACUGCCUGUACGACCUUUGUCUUGAAAACAGCAAAGGCAGGCUGUGCCACAUCUUAACUAUUUACAACGAUCUCUGCCAGGACAAAGGCGCCAAGAUUGAAGCAUGGCGGAAUCCUUCCUUCUGCAAGGACUGCAGCAUGAUGAAAUGUGCGCAGAACGAGGAUUGCCAAAUGAAGGGUGAUGCUCCCACCUGCGUCAAAAAACCACCUGCCCUCAAGAUGGGCACCUGCUUGGCCAUGGGGGACCCCCACUACCGCACAUUCGACGGUCGCUACUUCAACUUCAUGGGAAACUGCACCUACACCAUGGCCAAGAGUUGCCACACGGACAAGGACCAACCUGCCUUUGAAGUGGAAGCUCAGAACACCCGCCGCGGCAAAUCGCCUGUCACCUCCAUCAGCAAGGUCAUAGUCAAAGUCUACGGCUACGUAAUCAGCAUUGUCCGUGGCAAUGUUGGACUGGUCAGGGUUAACUACGAGGGCUGGGGCCUCCCCAUCAGUUUGGAUAAGGGCAAAGUGGUGAUAUCCCAGAGCGGGAUGUCCAUGUUGCUGGAGACGGACUUCGGCCUGACGGUGCAGUAUGACUGGGAUCAGUACAUGGUGGUGACCGUCCCCGGCAGCUACGCGGGAAAGGUGUGUGGCCUCUGCGGCAACUUCAAUGGCAAGCAGGACGACGACCUGGCCACUCCCACCGGCUCCCAGGCUAACGAUGUGGUGGCGCUGGGCAAGAGCUGGCGAGUCCAUGGCGUGGCGGGAGACGACGGCAACUCCUGCCAGGAUGAGUGCACGGGCAAGUGCGCCAACUGCAAGGGCAACUUCUUCGAGAACAUGGAGGCGAAGCUCUUCUGCAGUAUCAUCUCCACGCUGAUGGCCGGGCCCUUCCGGAGCUGCCACACCAUCGUGGAUCCCAAGAUGUUCCAUGACAUGUGCAUGUACGACUUCUGCAUGGGCGAGGGGGCGAAGGAGUACCUGUGCGACUCCCUGCAGGUCUACACCGACGCCUGCCAGCGAGCCGGGAUCAAGGUGUACGACUGGAGGAACCUGGCCGGUUGCCCCAAACCCAAAUGUCCAGAGAACAGUCACUACGAGAACUGUGGAAACGCCUGCCCCGCCUCCUGCGAGAACCCCAAAGCGCCCUCCAAAUGCAAGUUGAGCUGCGUGGAGACCUGCGUCUGUAACCCGGGUUACCUGUUGAGCGGAAACCAGUGUGUGCUCCCUAACCAGUGUGGCUGCAUGUACGAGGGUCGCUAUGCACAGCCCGGCAAGCCCUUCUGGGGUGACAACAGCUGCACCAAGAGCUGCCAGUGCAACCCGACCGGCGGUAUGGCGGAGUGUCACACUACUAGCUGCCCAUCCGGGACGCAGUGCACGGUGGUCGAUGGGAUCAGAGACUGCCACCCCAUCCCCUACGCCACCUGUCUGGCCACCAGCGACUCCCACUUCCUGACCUUCGAUGGCCAGCGAUACAACUUCACAGGCACCUGCGUGUACCAGCUGGCUGGUGUCUGUUCCAAAAAGGCCGGCCUGGAGCCCUUUGAUGUCCUGGUGCAGAACAAUGUUCGUGACAGCAGGGCAGGCUCCAUUCCCAAGCUGGUGGAGGUCAAUGUCUACGGUUACUCCAUUGUCAUCAGCAAGCGGUACAAUAAAAACACUGUGAUGAUAAACGAGGAGAUUGUGAACCUGCCAGUAAGUCUGUUCGAUAAUAAGGUGCUUGUCUACAAGAGCGGUCGAUAUGCUGUGAUCGAGACCAGCUUCGGGCUGAGGGUGUCCUUCGACUGGGCCGGCGUGGUGAUCGUCAAUGUCCCCAGCGCCUACGAAGGUGCCAUGUGUGGUCUGUGCGGAAACUACAACCACGAGGCCAAGGAUGACAUGAAGAUGAAGGACGGAAAGGAAGCCGCCUCCACCAAGGCGCUGGGUCAGAGCUGGCGGGUGGCGGAAAUCCCCGGCUGCGUUGAUGGCUGCAAGGGUACCUGCCCCAGCUGCGACUUCACGCAGCUGAAGCAGUACGAGUCGCUGUGCUACCCGUUGCUUGACCCCAAGGGGCCCUUCAAAAAUUGUCACCCCCUGGCGGACCCCAACGACUUCUACCAGGACUGCCUAUACGACCUUUGCGUUGACAGCAGCAAUGGCAGGCAGUGCCCCAUCUUAGCCGCUUACACCGCCCUCUGCCAGAACAUGGGCGCCAAAAUUGAAGUAUGGCGAACUUCUUCCUUCUGCAGUUACCCGUGUGUCACGCACAGCCGCUAUGAGGUCUGCACCAGCAGCUGCCAGGUUAACUGCGCGACCAUGGACCCGCCCACUGUCUGCAAAUCACAAUGCCGGGAAGGGUGCCUCUGCGAUGAAGGCUACGUGCUGAGCGGGGAGGACUGCGUGCCUUUGAGAGAAUGUGGCUGCAAGCACGACGGCAGGUACUACAAGCUCAACGAGGCCUUCUACACUCCACACUGCGAGCAGGAGUGCACCUGCACAAAGGAUGGCAAGGUGGACUGUAAAAAGAACACCUGCGGGGCCCACAAGCAGUGCCAUAAGAAGAACGGCGCAUGGGGCUGCCAGCCCGUCGGCUACUGCAGCAUCUACGGCGACCCCCACUACCAGACCUUCGACAACAAUAGCUACACCUUCCAGGGCACCUGCACCUACACCGUGGCUCAGUUCCGCAACCCAGAUAAAACUGGUCUCCCGCCUUUCUCAGUGGUGGUGGAGAACGAGAGGUGGUAUGGUAUGGCCGACACCGGCAGCGCCGAUGAGUCCACAAAACUGUCCGUCGCCAAGCUAGUGGCUGUGGAGGUGUACGGCUUCACCAUAAUCCUGCGGAGAAACCAGGUUGGAAUGAUAAUGGUGAAUGGAAUAAUGUACAACCUCCCUUUGAGCCUUGACGAUGGGGCGGUGGUAGCCUAUCAGAAUGGCAUGCAUGAUGUCAUCAAAACAAACUUCGGCCUGGAAGUGACCUACGACCUUGUGUACAAAGUCAGUGUCACCGUGCCUGACGACUACAGGGGAAAGACCUCCGGCCUCUGUGGCAACUUCAACGGCAAAAGGGACGACGACUUCCUGCUGCCGAACGGCACCUUGGCGAAGAGCGUCCAGGUCUUCGGGGCGGCGUGGAAGGUGGCUGUUCCGGGCGUCAUCUGCGACGACGGCUGCAACGGGGACUUCUGCCCCAAGUGCGACGAGAAGAAGAAGGCCACCUUCGAGAGGGACUGCGCCCUCAUCAAGAAAGACUCCGGCCCAUUCGCCGCCUGCUACGGCGUCCUCGACCCCAACUCCUACUUCAGGGACUGCGUCUACGACGUGUGCAUGUCCGGCGGGGACCGUCACGCGCUCUGCGGCAGCAUCGAGGCCUACGUGUCCGACUGUCAGAACAUGGGGGUGUCGGUCCAGAACUGGAGGUCACCCAACUUCUGUCCGCUGUCCUGCCCGGCCAACAGCCACUAUAAGAUCUGCGCCGAAACCUGUGCCACUCCCUGCCCCGGCCUGCCUAAAAUCAGCUCCUGUCACAGCACCUGUGCUGAAGGGUGCGCCUGCGAUGACGGGUACUCCUUCAACGGGACGUCCUGUGUGGAGAAGGACAGGUGCGGCUGCUUCUCGGAAGGACGAACCUACAAGAGGGGUGAGUCAGUGAUCUCCAAAGACUGCCGAAAGAAAUGCACCUGCGCAGCCGACGGCCAGGUGCAGUGCAGCGCGAUGUCCUGCGCGAGCGGCGAGAAGUGCCUGGCGAAGGACGGCGUGCUGGGCUGCUACCCCACCCAGUGCAUGCUCCAGGCCGGGGGCGUCUUCACCGAGUUCAGCGGGAUGGGCGGCAUCCUCACCUCCGUGGGGGUCUACGAGCUCGUGUCCGUCUGCCCCCAGGGCACGGAGGCUGAGUGGUUCCGUGUGGUGGUGGACGUCCGCACCUGCGAGCAGUCCUCCCUCCCCGCCAUCGUCGCCGUCUACGUUUUCUUCGAGGACCUGUUCGUGUUGGUCAACAAGAACCACGAGACCUGGGUAAACGGAAAGAAGGUGACCCUACCCAAAAUGCUGCAGAACGAGAUUUCGGUGAAGGUCUCGGACAAGGUGGUGGUCGUCGAGAGGCGGUCGGGACUCCACCUGACCUACAACGUGAAACAGGAAGUCAGCGUGAGCGUCGGCGCCCACCUGACAGACAAGCUGUGCGGCGCUUGUGGGGAAUUCACCGGUGACACCAACCUGUUCUCCAUCUUCGGCAAGCCCUCCAUCCAAAGCUACAUGGACAAGUGGAGAGCACUAGACUUCCCCAGCUGCGGCUUGGCGACAGCUUCAACCAACAUUUUGUAAUGAAUCGGCGUUCCAUGGAAGCACGCAUACAAAUAUAAAUAUACCAAAUUUUAACCAAUAAUCACCAAGACUUGUGUGUUGUAUAAAUUCAUUUUCACAGUAAGAACAAAAAAGAUUUUAUCUGAUUAUCUUCCAUCUGUUCAUUUUCUUUUUCUGUAUUUGUGUAAUGCACCCUAAAAAUAAACUUUUUGCAAUUA